AUGGAAUGCUCCAUAUGCUCCACCACGUUCCCAUCCCAUGGACAACCAACAUGCGUCUCUUGUGCCCGGGCACUGGUGUACCAGGCUCGGCUGAACAGGUUGACAGAUCUGAUCGACGUUGACUCGCUGCACAAGCAGGUCAGCUGCACCGUCUUGCCAGUUCCAGACCUUCCGCUACAUUCUUCGGAGCUGGUGUUUACCACCGAAAGUGCAAGAAAGCAUGCUCAUGCCCAGGUCCUGCGAGAGAGUCAGACUACUCUUGAGCGCUGCGCCGUCAUCAAUGACAAGUUGAGCUUGCUCAAGCAGCAGAUAGACCAAGCUCGCAGGGAAAAUGCUAAACGCGCACUUGAGAUCAAGGAGCGACAUGCCGAGAUAGUGCGCGAGAAGACAGAGAUGAAGAGCCGCGUGCCUCAAUUACUUGAACCACUUCAUGCAAGUAUCCGCCGGAGUCAGCGUAGACUCGCCAAGGUAGAGGCACGUACCCUCGAAGGUAGAACCAAGUUGUGUCAAGAGACCACAAGGCUGGCUGGUUUGCAGCAGAAAAGGCGGCGUAUGCCAGAUGGUAACAUCGUGCACGACUACGCUGUUGGCGGCAUUUCCAUCGUCGAUUUGCGCCACCUCAAUUCUGCCAAAUCUCAGCUCAUCAAUGCGUCGCUAGCCAACGUAUGCCGUCUGUUGAUUACGUGCUGUCACUAUCUGUCUGUCCGCCUUCCAGCCGAGAUCACUCCUCCUCACGCAAGCUAUCCUCAUCCCACCAUCUUCUCCUUGCAAUCUUCAUAUCAGGGCUUUCAACUUCCAUUCCCAGGCUCCUCGUCUACUCCGUCUUCCUCGCGAACUUUGGAUCAACGCUCUUUACCGAAGCCCCGUCUUCUACAUCUGGAUCGUCCACUGGUCUCUUUGGCAAAGGAGGAUCCCGCGAGGUACAAUCUGUUCAUUGAAGGUGUUUCCUUACUAGCCUGGAACGUUGCAUGGCUCUGCAAUUCUCAAGGCCUCAACCUUUCGAGUGCGUACCAAGCCGUUUGUCCCUUGGGUCUGAAUCUCUAUACACUCUUCCGUGAACACACUAGUAGAAGCCCAACCCCUCAGCCAGCCGACCCGGAUCAUCCCACAAGUACUGGUCAGCCCUUUGGUCAUUUCUCUCAUGCCGCUGUUCGUCAAUCCUCUACCGCGGUUGAAAGUCUCGACCUGAUGCGCAACUGGCGAGCGGCGUCAUUUGCUCGCUUCCUCGACAAGAUCAAGCAAAUCCUGUUUCAAGACAUGUCAGGGGCAGAAUGGGAGGUCAUUUCCGGAGAUGACUUUGAACAAGAGGAGGCAGUACUGGUGGGCGGCUCUCGAAACUCGCGACCAGCUGCUCCAGCCAGCUCAUCCUCGGCGAAGCGCAUCCCUGAGUCUGAUGACAUGACUACUGAUGAUGGCAACAAAGGGUAUUUGAAGCUGAAGAGUCGCGCGGUUGGAGAUGGCCGAUAG
Molecule: messenger RNA, 1467 nt
Organism: Aureobasidium subglaciale EXF-2481
Lineage: Eukaryota; Fungi; Ascomycota; Dothideomycetes; Dothideales; Saccotheciaceae
Exons: 1
Coding region: 1-1467 (488 amino acids)
Biological process (GO): SNARE complex assembly
Cellular component (GO): lytic vacuole; endosome
Molecular function (GO): SNARE binding
Source: RefSeq, a predicted model, not a curated record